AUGCAACGACAAACUCAACCCAUCCAACCAUCUACCAUCCCAGGAGCUGGGGCCGCUGAUUUCCAAUUUCUGGACUUCUUCCGUCUGUUCCUAGCCCCUGUGCUUGAGGGCCCGUUGCCGCAUUCUUUCUGGACAUACACCGUUCCUCAGAUGGUACACCAGGAACCGGCCUUGAGAAAUGCGGCUGUGGCACUUGGUUCUCUAUACCAGAGAUUCAGAGAGGAUACACAAAGUGAGGCAGAGAAAAGGUUCUCUAUCGGUCGUUAUAACUCGGCUAUACGCCAGAUUGCUUUGCUACGGCAUGGACACCUUGAUACGGUGGUCAUUGCCUGUGUUAUUUUUAUGGCUGUUGAUAUUCUUCGCGGCAAUCAUGAGCAGGCACUCCUUCACUAUAAACAUGGGAAGCGUAUCCUGGAGUCUUACACUCCUAAUGCUCAGAUCAAAGGAAUCUUUCGCCAGAUGUACAUGUUUGUACUGUUCACCAGUCCCUCGGGCCGCUUGUUACCCGAAAAAGAUGGAUGUCCCCAUAUCACCCAGCCUUUUUGGUCGCUUCUUCAAGCGCAAGAGGAACUUGACUGGCUUGUUUACCGGUCCAUGGAAGUGGUGUUUUUUGUGAACAAGCACCACGAAGAGUCUAUCAUUCUACCCAUGCAGCAUGAAUUGAACCAGGAAUUGGAUAACUGGUACCUCGCCGUGUCUGGCUUGGUGUCUCAAGAUCUACCCGUUCAUCACAGGUCGGCAUAUCAUAUGCUUGAGGCUCGAUGGCUCAUUUGCAAAAUAUGGUGUCAUGGAUCCUUGCAUGGUGAUCAGGGAUAUAAUGACUGUACUGAGAUGUUCCGGCGGGAAUUGGAGCUUCUACAGGAGUUGAUGGCUAUGGGUGCGCCUAAAAGCACUUUCGAGAUCGGAGUCCCGCCGCUCCUACAUUUUCUCUUCACGAAAUGCAAGGACCUGGAUCUUCGGCUAUCCGCACUGGCUUUGUUCAGGGAGAAGUGCUUUACGCCUGACACGUUAUGGGACUUCAUGGUGAUCUAUGAAACGGCCCAGCGACGCAUUGAGAAGGAGCAUGAUCUGGUUCUUGGAUCUGAAUGGGCUCAGUCGAUUGAUCUAGAAAUGAUCCCCGCGAAGAAGAAGACUGCGCUCACACGUACUGCCUGGGUCAGCGAGACUCAAUAUCUCUGUCCGUGGGUUCUUGUGGUGUUAGAUGUCUCUGAAGAUGUCCGAGGUGCGAUUCCCUUAUAG
Penicillium pulvis is the source of this 1239-nucleotide messenger RNA. RefSeq lists its product as uncharacterized. The transcript has a single exon. The coding region runs from base 1 to 1239 and encodes 412 amino acids. The record is from RefSeq and is a predicted model, not a curated record. NCBI's taxonomy places the organism in Eukaryota, Fungi, Ascomycota, Eurotiomycetes, Eurotiales, Aspergillaceae.